AUGAGACAUAGUGGAAUUAUUAUUAGUAACACUUGUAUUACUACUACUAAUACUACUACUACUACUACUACUACUACUACUACUACUACUACUACUACUACUACUACUACUACUACUACUACUACUACUACUACUACUACUACUACUACUACUACUACUACUACUACUACUACUACUACUACUACUACUACUACUACUACUACUACUACUACUACUACUACUACUACUACUACUACUACUACUACUACUACUACUACUACUACUACUACUACUACUACUACUACUACUACUACUACUACUACUACUACUACUACUACUACUACUACUACUACUACUACUACUACUACUACUACUACUACUACUACUACUACUACUACUACUACUACUACUACUACUACUACUACUACUACUACUACUACUACUACUACUACUACUACUACUACUACUACUACUACUACUACUACUACUACUACUACUACUACUACUACUACUACUACUACUACUACUACUACUACUACUACUACUACUACUACUACUACUACUACUACUACUACUACUACUACUACUACUACUACUACUACUACUACUACUACUACUACUACUACUACUACUACUACUACUACUACUACUACUACUACUACUACUACUACUACUACUACUACUACUACUACUACUACUACUACUACUACUACUACUACUACUACUACUACUACUACUACUACUACUACUACUACUACUACUACUACUACUACUACUACUACUACUACUACUACUACUACUACUACUACUACUACUACUACUACUACUACUACUACUACUACUACUACUACUACUACUACUACUACUACUACUACUACUACUACUACUACUACUACUACUACUACUACUACUACUACUACUACUACUACUACUACUACUACUACUACUACUACUACUACUACUACUACUACUACUACUACUACUACUACUACUACUACUACUACUACUACUACUACUACUACUACUACUACUACUACUACUACUACUACUACUACUACUACUACUACUACUACUACUACUACUACUACUACUACUACUACUACUACUACUACUACUACUACUACUACUACUACUACUACUACUACUACUACUACUACUACUACUACUACUACUACUACUACUACUACUACUACUACUACUACUACUACUACUACUACUACUACUACUACUACUACUACUACUACUACUACUACUACUACUACUACUACUACUACUACUACUACUACUACUACUACUACUACUACUACUACUACUACUACUACUACUACUACUACUACUACUACUACUACUACUACUACUACUACUACUACUACUACUACUACUACUACUACUACUACUACUACUACUACUACUACUACUACUACUACUACUACUACUACUACUACUACUACUACUACUACUACUACUACUACUACUACUACUACUACUACUACUACUACUACUACUACUACUACUACUACUACUACUACUACUACUACUACUACUACUACUACUACUACUACUACUACUACUACUACUACUACUACUACUACUACUACUACUACUACUACUACUACUACUACUACUACUACUACUACUACUACUACUACUACUACUACUACUACUACUACUACUACUACUACUACUACUACUACUACUACUACUACUACUACUACUACUACUACUACUACUACUACUACUACUACUACUACUACUACUACUACUACUACUACUACUACUACUACUACUACUACUACUACUACUACUACUACUACUACUACUACUACUACUACUACUACUACUACUACUACUACUACUACUACUACUACUACUACUACUACUACUACUACUACUACUACUACUACUACUACUACUACUACUACUACUACUACUACUACUACUACUACUACUACUACUACUACUACUACUACUACUACUACUACUACUACUACUACUACUACUACUACUACUACUACUACUACUACUACUACUACUACUACUACUACUACUACUACUACUACUACUACUACUACUACUACUACUACUACUACUACUACUACUACUACUACUACUACUACUACUACUACUACUACUACUACUACUACUACUACUACUACUACUACUACUACUACUACUACUACUACUACUACUACUACUACUACUACUACUACUACUACUACUACUACUACUACUACUACUACUACUACUACUACUACUACUACUACUACUACUACUACUACUACUACUACUACUACUACUACUACUACUACUACUACUACUACUACUACUACUACUACUACUACUACUACUACUACUACUACUACUACUACUACUACUACUACUACUACUACUACUACUACUACUACUACUACUACUACUACUACUACUACUACUACUACUACUACUACUACUACUACUACUACUACUACUACUACUACUACUACUACUACUACUACUACUACUACUACUACUACUACUACUACUACUACUACUACUACUACUACUACUACUACUACUACUACUACUACUACUACUACUACUACUACUACUACUACUACUACUACUACUACUACUACUACUACUACUACUACUACUACUACUACUACUACUACUACUACUACUACUACUACUACUACUACUACUACUACUACUACUACUACUACUACUACUACUACUACUACUACUACUACUACUACUACUACUACUACUACUACUACUACUACUACUACUACUACUACUACUACUACUACUACUACUACUACUACUACUACUACUACUACUACUACUACUACUACUACUACUACUACUACUACUACUACUACUACUACUACUACUACUACUACUACUACUACUACUACUACUACUACUACUACUACUACUACUACUACUACUACUACUACUACUACUACUACUACUACUACUACUACUACUACUACUACUACUACUACUACUACUACUACUACUACUACUACUACUACUACUACUACUACUACUACUACUACUACUACUACUACUACUACUACUACUACUACUACUACUACUACUACUACUACUACUACUACUACUACUACUACUACUACUACUACUACUACUACUACUACUACUACUACUACUACUACUACUACUACUACUACUACUACUACUACUACUACUACUACUACUACUACUACUACUACUACUACUACUACUACUACUACUACUACUACUACUACUACUACUACUACUACUACUACUACUACUACUACUACUACUACUACUACUACUACUACUACUACUACUACUACUACUACUACUACUACUACUACUACUACUACUACUACUACUACUACUACUACUACUACUACUACUACUACUACUACUACUACUACUACUACUACUACUACUACUACUACUACUACUACUACUACUACUACUACUACUACUACUACUACUACUACUACUACUACUACUACUACUACUACUACUACUACUACUACUACUACUACUACUACUACUACUACUACUACUACUACUACUACUACUACUACUACUACUACUACUACUACUACUACUACUACUACUACUACUACUACUACUACUACUACUACUACUACUACUACUACUACUACUACUACUACUACUACUACUACUACUACUACUACUACUACUACUACUACUACUACUACUACUACUACUACUACUACUACUACUACUACUACUACUACUACUACUACUACUACUACUACUACUACUACUACUACUACUACUACUACUACUACUACUACUACUACUACUACUACUACUACUACUACUACUACUACUACUACUACUACUACUACUACUACUACUACUACUACUACUACUACUACUACUACUACUACUACUACUACUACUACUACUACUACUACUACUACUACUACUACUACUACUACUACUACUACUACUACUACUACUACUACUACUACUACUACUACUACUACUACUACUACUACUACUACUACUACUACUACUACUACUACUACUACUACUACUACUACUACUACUACUACUACUACUACUACUACUACUACUACUACUACUACUACUACUACUACUACUACUACUACUACUACUACUACUACUACUACUACUACUACUACUACUACUACUACUACUACUACUACUACUACUACUACUACUACUACUACUACUACUACUACUACUACUACUACUACUACUACUACUACUACUACUACUACUACUACUACUACUACUACUACUACUACUACUACUACUACUACUACUACUACUACUACUACUACUACUACUACUACUACUACUACUACUACUACUACUACUACUACUACUACUACUACUACUACUACUACUACUACUACUACUACUACUACUACUACUACUACUACUACUACUACUACUACUACUACUACUACUACUACUACUACUACUACUACUACUACUACUACUACUACUACUACUACUACUACUACUACUACUACUACUACUACUACUACUACUACUACUACUACUACUACUACUACUACUACUACUACUACUACUACUACUACUACUACUACUACUACUACUACUACUACUACUACUACUACUACUACUACUACUACUACUACUACUACUACUACUACUACUACUACUACUACUACUACUACUACUACUACUACUACUACUACUACUACUACUACUACUACUACUACUACUACUACUACUACUACUACUACUACUACUACUACUACUACUACUACUACUACUACUACUACUACUACUACUACUACUACUACUACUACUACUACUACUACUACCACUACUAUACUACUACUACUACUACCACUACUACUACUACUACUACUAAUAUUUUUCUUUCGAUUUCUUAUGAAUUUUCGUGGGUAA
Messenger RNA from Heterobilharzia americana, 4899 nucleotides. NCBI's taxonomy places the organism in Eukaryota, Metazoa, Platyhelminthes, Trematoda, Strigeidida, Schistosomatidae. The record is from the annotation of a GenBank genome assembly.